AUGGAGAGUGGAGGCGAGUUGGCGAAUUUUGCGGAUGGACCGGCCCUGAUCGGCAUUUUCAUGAACACCAUGCUGUAUGGCGCUAUGCUUACUCAGACGUUCUUUUACUUCUCAUCUUACAAGAAAGAUCCUGUGCGCAUCAAGUACUAUGUUGCGAUACUCUUCUUUGCCGACACUCUGAACACCAUUUUCAAUAUCUGGUGGAUCUAUGGAGUGCUUGUCAAUAAUUUCGGUAACCUGGAGGCCCUUGGAAUUGGCAACUGGUUAUUUGAGACAGAGGAAGCGCUGGCGGGCAUCAUCGCGAUGAUGGUGCAAGGAUUCUAUGCCUGGCGCAUCUUGAGGCUCACGCAAAAUUACUGGCUGGUCGCUGCUGUGCUCGUUCCAUCUAUCGCUGGUGGACUGGGUGGAAUUGGGACGGCUAUUGGUGUUGCCAUACGGCCUGAGUUUGCUGGGCUGCAGAGUUUGGAGCCUAUUGUGUUGACAUGGCUGGCCGGAGCGGCAAUCAGUGACACGAUUAUCGCAGUAACACUGGUAUGGCACCUGUACCGUAGCCGUACCGGUUACAGUCGAACGGAUACCAUGGUAUCAAGGAUCAUCCAGCUGACGUUGUCCAACGGUCUAUUGACGGCAAGCUUCGCACUGGCAGAUAUCAUUUCAUAUCUGAUCACGACCAGAGGUUAUCAUAUUGGUUUCAACUAUGUGCUCUGCAAGCUUUACGGCAACUCCGUGAUGUCAAGUCUGAACGCGCGGUCUAUCAUCAACGCCACAUCCAGGGACACCGGCUAUGCACAUGAGUCAUUAGGCGGGAAGCUCGAUACCGCCGUGAUGUCUAAGGACACGAACCCGAAUAACAUCAACCAAAUUGUGUCCUCCAAGAGCGCCCGGCCGACGCAGGUUAUGGUUAAUGUGGAGACACACGAGAUGGUCGAUGUGAACAAGGCGGGAAUGCGGACCGACGAGGAAUGGAACGGUGCUCACAGGAGCGACGACUCCGAUGUCAAGGCGGGAAUCGUAGUAUGA
Postia placenta MAD-698-R-SB12 is the source of this 1020-nucleotide messenger RNA. RefSeq lists its product as hypothetical. NCBI's taxonomy places the organism in Eukaryota, Fungi, Basidiomycota, Agaricomycetes, Polyporales, Adustoporiaceae. The coding region runs from base 1 to 1020 and encodes 339 amino acids. The record is from RefSeq and is a predicted model, not a curated record. The transcript is spliced from 18 exons.